AUGACCGAGGAAAUCACCUACGCUGACCUAAGGUUUCAUCAUGAAACAGGGCACACGUUAAACACAUUAAAACCAGAGAACAAGGACUCCGAAGUCAUUCAGGUCUAUCAGGAACAAGAAGACACCCUGGCUAAAAAUGAAAACUUGACAAAUGCCUUAAAGAACAUCAAAAAUAGCCUUUGUUUAACAAGCAAAGAUUCACAAAAUGCGUCCUGCAUGCUCUGCCCGGUAAACUGGCUUUAUAUAAAUGGAACCUGCUAUUAUCUCUCAGAUGAGGAAUUAUCAUGGGGACCGUCAAGACGAUUUUGUGCGCAUCGCAAUUCGACGCUAUUGGUGAUAAACCGCAAGGAAGAGAUGGAAGAUCUCUCGAAUCUCUUUAAGAAACAUUCUCUUGAUUAUGUUUGGAUUGGACUGGAAUUUAAAGGUGGAGAGAAAUGGACAUGGAUAGAUAAUACCGUAGACACUAUCUUUAAUUUACGUGAAAGCAGAACGUCCAAGUGCGCUCAACUAUACAGACUGAAUACUCCUUAUCCGGAAAACUGCGAUCAACAAUUUUUAUUCAUCUGUGAAAAGAAAGCUUUGGAUAUGUUAAUGUUUAUCUAG
Molecule: messenger RNA, 603 nt
Organism: Spea bombifrons (plains spadefoot toad)
Lineage: Eukaryota; Metazoa; Chordata; Amphibia; Anura; Pelobatidae
Product: C-type lectin domain family 5 member A-like
Exons: 5
Coding region: 1-603 (200 amino acids)
Source: RefSeq, a predicted model, not a curated record